CCUCAUCCGUCCGACCGUCCCACCGCCGCCGCCCGGAGGAGCUGCUCUCUCUCACCGCUGCUCAAGUUCACAAAGCUCGCUGGCUGUGUGGAGUUCACACCAGUGUGUGUGAGUGUGUGUGUGUGUUUGUGUAUGUGUCUUUUACCCGGACUAUUGUUUUGCUUUUGGAUGCACAGACGGACUCCGGAUCAGUUUGAGGUCUUAUUUUCUAAACUUUUUAAACUUCUCUCGGGGUUUGCGUCUCCUCUGUCCGGACUGUUUUCUGUUGAUGGCGCGCUCUCACCAAGAUGGACACGAGUUGUCUGCCGGUUGGAGACUAGAUAACGGCUUCACUCAUUACCUCUAAAUGUAGACUUUAUUUAAUUAUCCGCUGAAAACGUUUUAUUUAUCAACUGGAUGUAACCGGACUGGGCCAUUUCCACCCCAGAGGUCACAUCCUAUAAUGAACAUUUUCCCUCGGUGAACUUUUCCCACGACUCGACAUGUCGGGAGUGGUCCGCACGCUGAGCCGCUGCCUUCUCCCGGCCGAGGCCAGCCGGGAUCCGGGCAGCAGCAAGGAGAGGAGCCGGGAGAGGGACGCGGCGCAGGAGCGGGAGGCGCGGCGCAGGAGCCGUGAGAUAGACGCGAUGCUCGCCCGUGAGAGGAGAGCUGUCCGGCGGCUGGUGAAGAUCCUCCUGCUCGGGGCCGGGGAGAGCGGAAAGUCUACAUUCCUCAAGCAGAUGCGCAUCAUUAACGGGCAAGAGUUUGAUAAAAAAGCACUUCUGGAUUUCCGGGACACCAUCUAUGAGAAUAUACUGAAGGGCAUGCGUGUGCUGGUGGACGCCCGGGACAAGCUGGGCAUCGGCUGGCAGAGCUGUGAGAACGAGAAGCAGGGCAUGCUGGUGAUGUCGUGGGAGGGACGUGUGGGAGGCUCGGGGGUCGAGCCAAGCGAGUUUCAGCUGUACGUGAUGGCGCUGAGCGCGCUUUGGGCAGACACCGGCAUACAGGAGGCCUACACACGACGCUCUGAGUUCCAACUGAGUGAGUCAGUCAAAUACUUCCUGGAUAACUUGGAUCGCAUUGGUCAGCUGAACUAUAUCCCAAGCAAGCAGGACAUUUUGUUUGCAAGGAAGGCAACUAAAGGCAUCGUCGAGCAUGAUUUCGUCAUCAAGAAGAUUCCCUUCAAGAUGGUGGAUGUCGGAGGGCAGAGGUCCCAGAGACAGAAGUGGUUUCAGUGUUUCGACGGGAUCACAUCAAUACUCUUCAUGGUUUCAUCGUCGGAGUACGAUCAGGUCUUGAUGGAAGAUCGAAGGACAAACCGUCUGGUGGAGAGUAUGAAUAUCUUCGAGACGAUCGUCAACAACAAGCUCUUCCUCAACGUGUCCAUCAUCCUCUUCCUCAACAAAACAGACCUGCUAGUGGAAAAGAUUCGCACCGUGGACAUCCGCAAGAACUUCCCCGAGUUCAGAGGAGACCCACGUAGACUGGAGGAUGUACAGGCGUUCUUGGUGCAGUCGUUCAGCCGUAAGAGGAGAAACCGGGGGAAGCCGCUCUUCCACCACUUCACCACUGCGAUAGACACAGAGAAUAUUCGUUUCGUCUUCCACGCUGUCAAGGACACCAUCCUGCAGGAAAACCUCAAAGAUAUCAUGCUGCAGUGACCUUCAUGCCGCAGACGACGGCUUCUCUGACUGUAAACUGUGAAACCAGCCAUGAAAUCCAGACCUGGAGGACACUACAGCUCGCAAGUGCAUAUUAACACUGACCUGUGGAGCAGCCAGUUGACCCACAAUGUGGAUUUGACUGAACUCUGAAUCUGUGGAGCCCCUAGUGACUCUGGACCUGUCGGCCUACGUCGACACCUGUGGAAACCCUUUAAGAGGGUCAUAGAGGACAAGAGCCUGCAUUUAACCUGUAUAAAUGUGUGUAUGCUGGAAAGACAGUGACCUUCUCCUCUCAAAUGUUUAAAAGAAGAAAAAAAUAAGAAAAAAAAAUAGAGAAAAGCACCAACUACAUGACAUGAGCACUGAAAGUGUUUUUUUCUCAGAUGUAUAUAUGACUAAUGACAACCCUGUCACUAAACCACGUCACACUGCUGCCGGUUUAAAUGUAGCUGUGUGAGCAAAAGAAUAGAAAACAGAAGAGAGAGGGUGUUGGGCCCAUACUGGUCAUAUGCUAUGUUAUGUGAUAUGGUUGCACAAGUGUUCCUGUCAGUGAACUUUAGCAGAGGGAAUAAUCUCUUCAUGCUCCCUCUUCUCUCCUGUGCUGUCUUCACUCUCUAUCUUAACCUCUCCUCUGCUGCUCCCGCCAUCAUACAAGAGAUGAACAGCUGCAGAAAAGUAGUGUUAUCUCUCCUCUCCUCUCUUCUCCUCUCCUCUCCUCUCCUCUCCUCUCCUCUCCUCUCCAGCACAAUAGACAGAUUGUUCGUCUCCUCCCUCUUCAGCAGAAACAGUAGACCGUCAAAUUAGAGACUCUUAGCAGUUCAGAAACGCUCACACAGAAACACACAGCUCCCGGUUUUGCAUGAAUUAUGGUUAAUCUCUAUCCCGAUGCCUUCUUCUGUUUCCCACCAACAUCCCAGUGGAAGCACCACAACAGCUUAAACUUAAACUUGAGGCAUAUUCUAAGUAUCCCCUUUUACAAGAAAAGGUUUUGGUGUACGGUUACUACUCAUUCCUGUUCUUUUGUCUUGUAAACGUGAAGGGAAAAGCAGAGAAUGACAGGGUUGAACUGUAAGUGAACUUAUUCCCAUGUUGCCAGUGGCCAUUUUGGGCUUUUGUAGCAGUCGGGGUGGGAAGUCUACCAAAAAGAAAACAUUAAAAAUGAAGCAAGUGACCAAACCAAGCCAGAUUAAACAAAUAAUCCCUUGUGGUUGUAAACCCUAUUUCACCAGUUGGAGUUAUCUGGUUAUGUAGCAUAAACAAAAAAAACUGUUGCUAUGGUUACUUACGGUUUAAUAUAUCUUUCGCACUGAUUUAUGAUGGUGGUUAGACUGUUCAUGUCUGAGGUGUCCUCAUAACUGCCAACUGACCAGAAACAUCCUUAAAAUUCGAACCCGCAUCCGUUCCUGGGAUUCCCCGAAUCUUUUUUGUUUUCACGUGGAGAAUCUGUAAAAUGAAAAAUGUCGAUUCGAUUCCCAACAUUUGCAUGUUUUGGUACACAGCAGUAAGACACAGCUGGGCUACUCCUCCCACCCUGAAGUCCACAUGGCCUUGAUGGGAAUAGGCUAAUCAUGAGCACUUCCACACGUCGUAUUAUAAUACUGUAUUAAACUGUGUAAUUUGUACGCAUUUGUGUGUGUUUGCAUAGCGACUUGUGACUUUUUUUUUUUGUGCAUGUUCAUACGUUUUGUACAUAGAAUACUGUAAGUAUUUGACUGACACUGUGUCUAAUCUUACAAUACAAACACCACUCUGUCUAACAGCAUCACUGUAACUGUAACAUUGCUGCAACAUUUGUCGUUAACUAACCUACCUUUUCCACUCACACACGUUUUUGUUUUUUUUGUUGUUGUUGUCAAGUUUCGUCAUUGCACUGGAUGUGUCCGAGAGAAAACAACCAGAAAGGAAAACGUCUGGGGGAAGAAAAAAAAAAAGGCAAUGAAACAAAUAAACAGACGGCAGACUUAUAAAGGCGAGCAGGAUGGAGGCCGGAGAUGAAAAGAUCGAGGUCUUCUGCUUGUUUUUUGUUUCCCAGUGUCUUGGCUCUGUGCUCUGUGGUGAAAUACACUGCCGUUUGCUGA
Larimichthys crocea (large yellow croaker) is the source of this 3721-nucleotide messenger RNA. It is a transcript of the gene gna12a, whose product is annotated as guanine nucleotide binding protein (G protein) alpha 12a. Gene Ontology annotation, biological process: Rho protein signal transduction; adenylate cyclase-modulating G protein-coupled receptor signaling pathway. Gene Ontology annotation, cellular component: heterotrimeric G-protein complex; cytoplasm; brush border membrane. The record is from RefSeq and is a predicted model, not a curated record. Lineage: Eukaryota; Metazoa; Chordata; Actinopteri; Sciaenidae. Gene Ontology annotation, molecular function: GTPase activity; G-protein beta/gamma-subunit complex binding; D5 dopamine receptor binding. The transcript has 6 exons. The coding region runs from base 483 to 1640 and encodes 385 amino acids.